AUGAUAAAGAUCAUCUUCCCUAUGUACAUUUUCAGUGCAUACGCGGAAGAGGAAAUGGUCACAAUGUCGUCGCCUAUCAAUCGUUCUACACUCUCUGAAAUGAUGAUGUCUACCGAUGAUGAUGUUAAGCACCGUGGUUCAGAGGAUUUUUUUCACUGCUUGCGGCAGCUUUACCAGCAAUCGCUUGUGACCAGCAGCUUGGAUGGGAAGAAGGCUUAA
Caenorhabditis remanei is the source of this 219-nucleotide messenger RNA. RefSeq lists its product as uncharacterized. The transcript has a single exon. Lineage: Eukaryota; Metazoa; Nematoda; Chromadorea; Rhabditida; Rhabditidae. The record is from RefSeq and is a predicted model, not a curated record. Bases 1 to 219 code for a protein of 72 amino acids.